Messenger RNA from Bacidia gigantensis, 4533 nucleotides. RefSeq lists its product as uncharacterized. Gene Ontology annotation, cellular component: plasma membrane. Lineage: Eukaryota; Fungi; Ascomycota; Lecanoromycetes; Lecanorales; Ramalinaceae. Gene Ontology annotation, molecular function: ATP binding; ATP hydrolysis activity; ATPase-coupled intramembrane lipid carrier activity. Gene Ontology annotation, biological process: phospholipid translocation. The transcript has 4 exons. The record is from RefSeq and is a predicted model, not a curated record. Bases 1 to 4533 code for a protein of 1510 amino acids.
AUGGCGAUCCAGCCGUAUCAGGAAGAUUCCAAUGUCUCGAAUCCAAUCAAAAGGAUGCGGUGGGCAACGCAGAGAGCCAGUGGAGUUACGGGCCAGCGCAAGCGCCACAGUAUCAUGAAUCGCUUUCAUCAUAAGCGUUCAGGCUCAGGCGAAAAGCGGUCCCAAGAUGCUGGCUCACCCACUCUAGGUGAUAUACCGGAGGAGGCGGAAUUUUCCAGAGAUGAUAGAGAAGGGCAGGAGACAAGGCGGCGCAUUUUCUUCAAUAUGGCCUUGCCAGACGACGCAAAGGAUGCCGAAGGGCACCCAACCCAGAAUUUUGGCCGGAAUAAGAUCAGAACAGCAAAAUAUACGCCAUUGAGUUUCAUUCCGAAGAACUUAUGGUUUCAAUUCCAUAAUGUUGCGAACAUUUAUUUCCUGUUCGUCAUCAUACUAGCGUUCUUUGCUAUCUUUGGGGCUUCAAAUCCUGGUCUUGGGAGUGUACCUCUCAUUGUCAUUCUCUUUGUCACAGCGGUCAAGGACGGGAUUGAGGAUUGGCGAAGGACCGUGUUGGAUAACGAAUUGAACAACUCACCGGUCCAUCUUCUAAUUGAUUGGAACAACGUCAACAGCUCGGCAGACGAUAUUUCCUUAUGGCGGAGGUCGAAGAAGGCCACAACACGUGGCAUCAUCUCCAGCUACAAAUUUUGGAAAGCCAGGCUUUUUAAAAAGGAGCGCUUGCAUAAGUCUUACACGGAACGUGCUCUUGAUGAGCCCCGCCUGUCUCAAGAAACCAUCAAGACUCGCAAUUCAAUGAUGACGUCUCGUACCUCAUUACAUGCAGACAAUACUACUGCUAGUGACAUUCAGAUGACGCCAGUGCCCUCACCGCAGCCUCAGCAGACCGGGGCCCCUACUUCUGGAGUCAAUAGCGGUGGCGAACGACCUGCAACUGCCUUUUCGUACGAGGAGGAGCGUGCUUCGAAUGGUGACCUGCAGAGUUCCAAAAAUACCGAAAGCCACGGCGACCCGGCUCCUGCAAAAUCUUAUGGUAGCUUGAUCAACCCUCUGAAGACUAUACCUCAGAAAGCAAGGUUUAAGAAAGGCUAUUGGAAGAGUGUACAGGUCGGAGACUUCGUGCGUAUAUAUAAUGAUGAUCAGAUCCCGGCCGACGUGGUCAUAUUAUCCACGUCCGAUCCUGACGGUGCCUGUUACGUGGAAACUAAAAACUUGGACGGUGAGACUAAUUUAAAAGUCAGGCAAGCGCUACACAGCGGACGUCGAAUCAGACAUGCCAAGGAUUGUGAACAGACCGAAUUUUUCAUCGAGAGUGAGCCUCCUCAUGCUAACCUUUAUCAGUACAGCGGAGUGGCACGUUGGUCUCAACGGAAUUUGAAGGAGCCUCAAAGCUCACCGACCUCCAUGACAGAACCCAUCUCGAUCAACAACUUGUUGCUGCGCGGAUGCAGUCUGAGGAACACCGAAUGGGUUCUCGGCGUAGUCGUCUUUACAGGUCAAGAGACCAAGAUCAUGCUCAAUGCAGGAAUCACACCUAGCAAGCGAGCACGCAUAGCAAGAGAGCUCAACUGGAACGUCAUCUACAAUUUCAUAAUUCUUUUCUUCAUGUGUCUGGUAUCUGGCAUCAUCCAAGGUGUUGUAUGGUCUCAAGGCAACAAUUCCUUGGACUACUUUGAGUUCGGUUCUAUAGGAGGAUCUCCUGCACUGGACGGCUUUGUUACCUUCUGGGCAUCGGUCAUUCUUUUCCAGAAUUUGGUACCAAUUUCGUUAUACAUUUCUCUUGAAAUCAUCAGAACUGCUCAAGCCUUCUUCAUCUACAGCGACACCUACAUGUAUUACGAUAAGCUCGACUAUCCCUGCACGCCCAAAUCAUGGAAUAUUUCAGACGAUUUGGGGCAAAUCGAGUACAUAUUUUCCGACAAAACUGGCACGCUAACUCAGAAUGUCAUGGAAUUCAAAAAGUGUUCAAUCAAUGGCGUGCCUUAUGGCGAGGCGUAUACGGAGGCUCAGGCUGGACUUCAAAGAAGACAGGGCAUUGACAUCGAAAUAGAGGCUGCAAAGGCACAUAAGCAGAUUGCAGAGGAUCGCGUUAAAAUGCUCGCAGAUCUCCGAAAAUUGCACCCAAAUCCGUACCUAUCUGUUGAUGCUCUGACAUUCGUAGCGCCGGACUUUGUCAGUGAUUUGCAGGGCGCAUCUGGAAAAGGGCAGACCGAGGCGAACGAACAAUUUAUGCUUGCUCUUGCUCUAUGUCAUACAGUCAUCACGGAAAGGACGCCUGGCGACCCUCCCAGAAUAGAAUUCAAAGCACAGUCGCCCGAUGAAGCUGCUCUCGUUGCAACGGCGAGAGAUUGCGGCUUUACCGUUAUCGGCCGAUCAAACGAGGGUAUUAUACUGAACAUUCAAGGCCAGGAGAAGGAGUACACGGUCCUCAACACCUUAGAAUUCAAUUCAUCGAGAAAGCGUAUGAGUGCAAUCAUCCGGAUGCCUGACGGCAAAAUCUUGCUCUUCUGCAAAGGAGCUGAUAGUGUUAUAUAUUCCCGUUUACGGAAAGGCGAGCAACAAGAGCUCAGGAAAAGUACUGCGGAACAUCUCGAGAUGUUCGCCCGCGAAGGCUUACGUACAUUAUGCAUUGCCCAGAAGGAGAUCGACGAGGACACCUAUCAGAAAUGGAACAUCGAGCACGAUCUUGCGGCAGCAGCCAUCGAGAACCGCGAAGACAAGCUUGAGACGGUAUCUGACGCAAUCGAGAGGGACCUCAUCUUGCUUGGAGGGACUGCAAUAGAAGACAGACUGCAGAAUGGGGUACCGGAUACUAUCUCGCUUCUCGGUGACGCUGGUAUUAAGCUUUGGGUUCUUACAGGUGACAAGGUUGAGACGGCCAUUAAUAUCGGGUUCUCCUGUAAUCUUCUGAGUAAUGAUAUGGAUCUUAUCGUGCUAAAGGUUGAUGACGACAGUAUUGAAUCAGCAGCAGCAGAGCUCGACAAAAAUCUCAAAACCUUCAACAUCACUGGUUCUGAUGAGGAGUUAGAGGCUGCACGUAAAAACCAUGAAGCUCCUGCGCCAACCCAUGCAAUCAUUAUUGACGGAGACUCCUUGAAAUUAGUGCUAGAAGAAGAGCUUCGCCAAAAGUUCCUUCUGCUCUGCAAGCAAUGCAAAUCUGUCUUGUGCUGCCGAGUUAGCCCGAGUCAAAAAGCAGCAGUGGUGCAAAUGGUCAAGGAUGGUCUGGACGUGAUGACGCUUUCAAUCGGCGAUGGGGCUAACGACGUAGCCAUGAUUCAAGAAGCUGACGUCGGCGUUGGUAUUGCUGGAGAAGAGGGAAGGCAAGCAGUAAUGUCUUCUGAUUAUGCUAUUGGGCAAUUCCGUUUUCUUCAACGCCUCGUUCUGGUCCAUGGGCGCUGGUCCUACCGCCGCCUAGCAGAGACUAUAGCGAACUUUUUCUACAAGAACAUUGUCUGGACCUUCGCGCUUUUUUGGUACCAAAUCUAUAACGAUUUCGACUGUUCCUAUCUCUUCGAUUACACCUACAUCCUACUAGUCAACUUAGCCUUUACAUCGCUACCCGUCAUCUUCAUGGGCAUCCUCGAUCAAGAUGUCAACGACAAAGUGUCUCUUGCGGUACCUCAGCUUUACAGAAGAGGCAUCGAACGCAAAGAAUGGUCCCAGCUUAAAUUCUGGCUCUACAUGUUUGAUGGCAUUUAUCAAUCUCUAAUCUGUUUCUUUAUGCCCUAUCUCCUCUUCAAAGCAGCUACAUUUGUCACAAAGGACGGGCUUGAUGUGAACGACAAUUAUCGGAUUGGCGUGUAUACCGCCUGCGCCACCAUAGUCGUGGUCAACAUCUACAUCCUGAUGAAUACCUAUCGAUGGGAUUGGCUAAUGCUUCUCCUGGUGGCUAUUAGCAUCCUCCUGAUCUGGUUCUGGACUGGUGUUUACACUGCUUCGUCUUCCUCGGCUCUCUUCUACAAAGCAGCGCCUCAAGUCUAUGGACAGCUUUCAUUCUGGGCGUUGACACUGUUGACUACAAUUAUUUGUUUAAUGCCGCGCUUCUUCAUCAAAGCCUUUCAAAAAUUGUAUCUACCACUGGAUGUGGAUAUCAUAAGGGAGCAAGUUCGUCAGGGAAAGUUCAGCUACUUGAAUAAAUAUGAGGCAUACGUCCCUGCUGGAAAGAUCGCGUCACUAUCGUCAUCGGACAUGUCCCAGCCCCCGAAGAAACCUCCAGAACGAAAAGCCCACCAAGAUGAUGAAGAGCGUCCAAUCUAUCCUCCUUCACUUGCGGCAACGGGUACAACACACAAUCCGCGGAGCCAAAAUGGCAGCGACGGCACUGACUACACUCGACACUCUCUGGAGAGGCCAGUCAGACCGUCUUUCGACCGGCCCCGGCCUUCCUUCGAUCGAUUGAGGUCAUCAAUGGAUCAAAUUCGGCCAAGUUUCGAGGCAACCAAUGAUUUCACGUCCGCAGCUCUGCUAACGAGAAUGGAGUCUAGUCAUUCGGAUGUACCUCAGCGCAAGCUGCCCCACGGUUCCUCAUCAUUGCGAUAG